AUGAAGGAACUGGUUGCUGACCUGUCGUCUCCUGACUACACACCUAGUGGAGCUGGAUUCUUGCUGCCAUCACUCUGUCAUCCUGAUGACCUAGUGCUGUUGGGACCAUCACUGAGGGAGAGUAGUCACAGAGCUGUUGAAGAGCAGCUGCUCCUCAGCAGUGGGAUCACAGGUGGUCUGGAAUAUGAUAUUCAUGCAGUUUAUCAGAUGCCCUCUCAAGGAGAGUCGGUUCCCACCUCCCUGCCUCCAGCCUUCACAGUCAUCCAUGCUGCUGCCUCAAUCUUUGGCAUUUUACUGUCAAAUAUGCCAGAGUCACAGAGAGUUCAAAUCUUGGAGCAGUUGGUGGAUUGUAUCAAACAAACAAAAGGCUCCCGUCAACAGAGUAUCCAGCUAUCAGCUCUUGCUGCACUCUGCUGCUUCCUCAAACAUCUGGCCUUAGAUCAUGUAAAUUUAGGACCUGAAGAGGCUCGAAAACCAUGUCUGGGCUUAAUUCUAGGGGCGCUGGACAGCAGCAGCCCAGGACUGCGGUGUGCAGCUGUGGAAUGUAUGGCCAGGCUUUCCCACGUGGUGGCCGAAACUCCAUACACUUCAGGAUUAGCACAA
Molecule: messenger RNA, 603 nt
Organism: Staurois parvus
Lineage: Eukaryota; Metazoa; Chordata; Amphibia; Anura; Ranidae
Source: the annotation of a GenBank genome assembly